AUGGCAGCCCCGAGCAAAGACGAAGUGUACGCCAAGGUCAAGAAGGGACUUGAAGCAACUCCCUUUGAGCCUUCAGAGCUGACAGAGCUCGCUGGAGGGUCUGUCAACUUCACCUACGAAGCAACACUUGCGAAACCACUUGAAGAUGGGGCUAAGAAGGUCUUCAUCAAACAUGCGGAGCCCUACAUGAAAGUCCGGCCUGAGACUGCCUUGCCUCCCGAUCGCGGGAAUUUCGAGAUGCAGUGCCUGGAGCACAUGUCCGGCAGACAUAUUACUGGGGAUUCGAACCAGACAGACUCUCAUUCCAUUACCAUUCGUACCCCCAAGUACUACAGCUUUAUCGAGGACAGCUCCAGCCAGAUCCUCGAGUAUAUGCCCGAGGGUACGACACUCAAGGAGUUUAUACCCAAGUACUUUGGCCAAGCUACUGAGCCCAAGGAAUCCGAUGCUCAUGAGAUUGGAAAGACCGUGGGCUCUUGGCUCAAGGGGUUCCACCAACUUACCGCCAAUGAUGCGGAAUUGCAUGCCGUUGCUGAAAAGAAUGCGCUAGGGCGGUUCUUUAGGCACAUGGUCACCUUCACUUGGCUCAAGGAUCGCGUCGAGCAAUUCCCUACUGCGCUGGGUGAUGCCAAAGAAAUCUUUCAGGAAGUGGAACAGGCCAUCACUACUGAAUUGAAUGAUACCAGCAAACUUCAAGCGAUCCACGGUGAUUUUUGGACUGGAAAUAUGAUGAUUCCGGACGCCGAGAUACCUAAAGACGGGAGCAAUGUGACCUUGUUUGUCGUGGACUGGGAAAUGGUACAUCUAAAUGUGCCUCAUGUGGACUUUGGCCUCAUGGUUGCUGAAUUCUAUUACUUUUGGCUGUUCAAGUCCAUGCCCGCAGGACGGUGGAUGAUGGAGAGCAUGGUGGAGGCAUACGGUCCGCUGACAGAAGAAUUUGCCUUCCGUACGGCUGUCCAGGUUGGAGCACAUCUGGUUUGUGUCAUCACUGAUUUGAACAGAGUGCCUACGGACCAAUUGGAAAAGGCAGCCGCCACUGGCAAGGAGAUUCUUGUCCAUGCCUGGAAGAAGGACCGGGCAUGGUUUGACAAUAGUGACUUUGCCUGUCUUUUCCGCCAGAUA
Clonostachys solani is the source of this 1122-nucleotide messenger RNA. Lineage: Eukaryota; Fungi; Ascomycota; Sordariomycetes; Hypocreales; Bionectriaceae. The record is from the annotation of a GenBank genome assembly.